ACUGAAAGGAAAACACGGUGGAACGUGAUCGAUAUGUCGCGUCGCAUUGAUUAACAUGAGCGAUUAUACGAGCUUGACCUAGACACGCGCGAACCAUACGCGAUCUUUCCAUGUCGAUCCUUCAUUUCACCAGCGGUAUAAGCAGUUAGUGACGUAAGCCCAAGACCACGGACUGAGGUCGGCUGCGUAUUUCGGGCUGUGACACACAGCAGAUAUGUUUAUAUCAUUCCCUCUCGUUUCCGCUGACUUGCGAAUCGCCCAUCCUUUUCCCUCCGCCAGCAGAUGUAUCGUUGGUGAAUAUUGCCGACCGAAGCCGGGUCCCGGUAAAUCUGUUUGCCACUGUCAGUCGCACAGUCUGAACGCCAAUUCCAUCGAAAAGUCUGUCUCAGUUUCUUGAAACUGCUACGUGGUGCGAUUUGUCUUCACUUCUGUUGAAAACAGUAUUAGUGAUCGGAUUUAAUCGGAUAUACACCACAAGGAACUGACCAUCUCUUUUGCAAAAUUUCGCGAUGGGACGAAGCAAAUCCUCGGAACCGGAAGAGUCGGCGAUGGGCUUCAAGGACAAGCAGAAGGCCCUGGACACGCUGAAGGCUCUGGACGGUCGAGAUAUCAGUUAUCAGUACCACGUGAUCGCUAGUUUCGUGGCUCGCGCGAAAAGAACGCUGCAAAUCACCAGGGACGAGGAGAAGCUGGCCAAUCUUCGCGAAGCGCUGAAAGUGUUCGAGGAUUGGCUAACUGACUACAAGGAGAACAAUCGCAGCAAGGAGAACCUCGCUUACUUGCCAAUCGAGACUAUAAAAGCUUUCAGAACCCUUGCCAACAAAUAUGACAUUCUGGAGGAGGAAUUCUAUAGCGCGUACAAGAAAGAGAAGGGCGACUACAAAAGUCUGCGGGCUGUUAAAACCCGAAGCGGGGAGACCACUUGGGACAUCGAAAGAAAUCGAAGGUUGAAGCAGAUCAUCGAUACGAUCAAACAGAAGCACAUACAAUGGUACGAGACCGACGUCGGUGACUUCCGGGGACUUCCAACUAAGGAACACGUUCAGUGCAUCAUGUUGGGCUACAGUCCAGACCCGGCUAAACUGAAGAAACUCACAGCUCAGGUGGUGGAGAAGUUUGGAUCCGAGAGUAACGAGGACAUGGAGGUUGACGAAAAUGCCAAGAACAAAGGUGUGAAAAGGAGUCAUAGCAGUUCGUCCAGCAACGAGGAGGAGAAUUACGACGAACCGGAUAAAAAGGUCGCAAAACCGUCACCUGAAGGAGAAAAGACUGAGAAAGAGGAGAGCGGGCUCAGUUUCAAAGAUAAGGAGAAAGCUUUGCAGAGUAUCAAGUCGUUGGAGGGUAGGGACGUAAGUUAUCAGUACCACGCGAUCGCCGGCCUGGUGAAAAGGGCUGAGCGAGUGAUAUCGUGCACAAAGGACGAGCAAAAGAUCAAGAACAUGAAAGAAGCCGUCGAAGUAUUCGAGAAUUGGAUCACGGAUUAUAAUGUGAAUGGCCGGGCAAAAGAGAACUUCAAUUAUUUGCCCAUCGAUUUGGUGCAAGCCUUCGAGCCGUUGGCCGACAGAUAUAAGAUCGAGGAUAAUGGAUUUCUUAAAGCGUAUAAGGAAGUGAGAGGAGACUACAAGAAGCUGAGGAACGUUCAAGUUGCAGACAAGAGUAUCACGUGGGACAUAGAAAGGAAUAAGAAUCUACAAAGUCUAGCAGACCGAAUCAAGGAGAAAGGUGUUCAGUGGUACCAGACAGACGAAGAACUUCGAGAUUUGCCUACCGAAGAGCACACCCGAUGCAUAAUGUGGGCCUUCAGCCACGACGCUGGCAAACUGAAGAAACUUUUACCUGCUCUGGCUGAGAAGUUGAAGUCUUAAACGAGAUUAUCAUACAAACUGCAUGCAUCUGUAACCUAUACUCUUAAGUUACGUUUCGCAUGUGCAGACGAAUUUUAGUUUUACUUUUGUUCAACGACACUGGUGUAAUAAAGAUAAUUUAUUUUCACUAUAUACUUC
This is a messenger RNA of Heterotrigona itama, 2003 nucleotides long. The record is from the annotation of a GenBank genome assembly. NCBI's taxonomy places the organism in Eukaryota, Metazoa, Arthropoda, Insecta, Hymenoptera, Apidae.